AUGACAAUGUAUCCAAUUAAGUACACAGACCACAGUAAACUAGAAAAUCUAUUAAAAGAAGAUCAGAAUGUUCAAGAUUUUGUGGAUAUAAAUUCAUUUUAUUGUAAAGGUUUAUUUGAAUCACAGUUUUCAGUUUAUUUUUUAAAAAAUGAAGAGUACCAAGGAAAAGAUAUCAGUUUCAUCCAAUCAUUUUUUUAUAAAGAUGAAACUAUUGAAAAUAAUAAAAAUCAAUAUUUAUCAUUUCCUUGUAUCGAAUCACAAUUAAAAAAUAUAAUUCAAAUUUAUGGAGAACCAAUAAAUAAAAAUGAAUGGAAAAUAGAUUCAAAACAUUUUGAAGUAGGGAAAAACAUUAAAACUUGGAAAUUAAAAAUAGAAACCAUUGUAAAUAGAAUAAAAAAAGAACUUGGAAUUUAUAACCAAACUUCAGUCAGAGCACAGGUAGAAUCAAUGAUAAUAAGCACAAAGGAUAACUUUCAAUCACCUCAAAUAAUUUCAAAUGAUAUACCAGACUUAUUUAGUAUUUUAUAUUUAGUUUUACCAUGUGAUCAUAAAGGUGGCGAAAUAAUUAUCGAAUCAAUAAAACAAGGAAAUGAAUGGGUAAAAAAACUAAUUCCAUUGGAGAAUCAUAAUCCUGCAGAUAUCAAGUUCAUUGCAUUAUCAAAAGACUCUCUUUAUCAAUUUAAACCAAUAACUGAAGGCUACAGGGUUAUAUUAAAGUAUGGUUUAUAUAAAACGAAAAAGAGAACUUUCGAAGAAAAUGAAGAGGAAACACAAGAACCAAACAAAAGACAAAAUACUCAGACUGAUGAUUAUUCAGAUGAAGCCUAUCAAGAUGAGGAAAAUAACAGAAGCAGUACAACUCAUAUAAAUUCCAAAAGCAACUAUAAAAUUAUUGCUGGUGAUGAAUGUAAAGAAAAAAUUAGAAGUGUACUAAAACAUGUCCAUUCUAUUUUAGAUGAAAUUGACAACUCACUUAAUAAUAUAAAAUCUAACUAUUUAAUGUAUGCACUUUCAAAUUAUUACAACUCAUUUUCAGAUUUUGAUGAAAGUCAUAAAGCAAUACUAAAUAAUCUUUUAGCAGCUCGACAUGCAGAACAAAAAAUAAAGAAAUUCAAUAUUUACAUUGGUGAUUUAAUUAUCAAGGUGGAACAUUCAGGUAUUUUUCGAAACAAUAGAGGGGCAACCAAAACAUUCAUCUCUACAAAAGUAGAAAGUGUUAAAAACUCAAUCAUCAAUUUAAAAGAUUUAAAUGGUAAUCCUGUAGAGAAAAUAGUUAGUGUAUCAAGAGAAUUAAAAGAACUGUUCCCAAAAAACUGCUUAUUUGGACUGAAACCUCAUGAAAAGAAAGAUGAAUUGGAAGAAAAAAGACAAACUUUAACUUUCAAGAAAAAAAUAAUAUUAUUAGUACAACCACAAUAA
Dictyostelium purpureum is the source of this 1419-nucleotide messenger RNA. RefSeq lists its product as uncharacterized. The coding region runs from base 1 to 1419 and encodes 472 amino acids. The transcript has 2 exons. The record is from RefSeq and is a predicted model, not a curated record. Lineage: Eukaryota; Evosea; Eumycetozoa; Dictyosteliales; Dictyosteliaceae.